AAGCCGAUUGUGCCGGGCCCCCAGCGCUCAUACUCUGUGAUGGACUAUGAGCCAGUGCCAUUUACUCACCAGCCAGGAACCGCCCUGUUGCUCGUUCAUCUCCCCCCCGAACUGCACUACGCCAUCUUCGACUUUCUCGAGCCGAUUGACAGCACAGCCUUCGCGCUGACCAGCAAGCACUUCUACAUCAUCCACCGCCAGAUGCAUGGCAAGGUGUCGCUGGCAACUAGACGAUCCGGCCCGAACGAUAUGGAGUGGGUAUGGCGGAAUGCCGGCCCUUUUAUCUCUGGAGGCCGCUCUGGCGGCAUGGCCAUCAAGCACAACGCGCUUGCAGAGCUGUCCCCGCGAGGCCAAGUCUACUGCCGCAAAUGCCGCACCGCGCGCUGCGAGCUUCGCAACCAUAUUCGAGAGUUCUUCCCGGCCGAAAUGGAGUACUGCGAGAUUACCCAAAAGUAUGGCGCCACUGCCCAGGCUGGAGCCAAGCCGGUAUGCUGCCGCAGCUCACCACGGCACCCGCACCGCUGCGGACGGCAC
Microdochium trichocladiopsis is the source of this 534-nucleotide messenger RNA. RefSeq lists its product as uncharacterized. The annotation marks the transcript as partial. Gene Ontology annotation, molecular function: protein binding. The record is from RefSeq and is a predicted model, not a curated record. Lineage: Eukaryota; Fungi; Ascomycota; Sordariomycetes; Xylariales; Microdochiaceae. The transcript has a single exon.